AUGACAAAAGAGCAGGUACUGAACGGUGACAAUAGAGGUAUGUUGGUUACUAAUGAAGAAUGCGUAAACAACCAAGUACUAACACUUUAUAAAGUUCACAAAGACUUCAGCGAAAUAUUACCCGAUUUGUUUACAGUCUUUCAACAUACCAACAAUGACAUAGUAAGUGAAGAGACAUUGCCCAAGGAUUUUUACGAGCCCGAUCCGGCAGCUAUAAUUGCCUCGUUAAAGGCAAUAGAUUCAAAGGAUUUUACAAGCAUAUUACACCAGUAUCAAGCGGGAACAUACAAUUCAUCGCCAUAUAGGUUGUAUCACGAUAUCAAAGCUGUUGCAUCAGCUUUAUUAGAGAAGGAAGAUUAUGGGUCAGAAUAUUACAAGGAGGUCGAUUUCUUUUACAAGUUUUCUACAGAAUUGCUCUUGAGAGAGGUGGGCACAAUAAUCCAAAGUAAGUCAAACCCAUCAAAUGAAAUUGCAAACGAGCUCGAGACUCAACUUGAUGACGACUUCAACAAGAUUUUGACUACAUACACGCUUGCUAAUGGAGAGGUGGUGACUUAUGUAUCAAAAACAGAGGAGCAAGAUUACCAAAACCAUACUAAUAUAUAUAAUCCACAUCACCCACCUCCGAUAAAGCAAAAGAUACAACCAGUGUUUUCCUCAAUAAUAUCCAAAUCAAGCUUAGAUACAAGCCCUACUUUGGUUGCCGAACCAUUUACUGUAACAAAAGUUGUACCUACUAUAAAGGAUUCGAACUCGCAUAGCUUGUUGGAAAAUAUUUCACCCUCAAGUGCUACAAUUCCCCCGCCAUUGGAAGGACCAACCAACAUUCUACAUGACUUUUUCCACCCAACAUGGUACACUGUUGCCAUGCCAAAUUGGUUGACCUACAAAGCGUUGAGUUUGAGGCCUAGUCUUGAACUACCACAGUACGCAGACCUACCAAUCGCCUCCGAUGAACCUCCCACUUUGAAUUUAUUGCGAAACCACGGCAUUGACAAAGGAAAUGCAAGAUCGUCUUGGGGCCUGGGCCAUAGCUACCAAUCGUUUGCCCCAAAUAGGGAUAGCAAAGGAGCCGUCGUUUCGGAUAAACUCAAAGCCAAUAUAUGGUUGAAUCACAUCGGGCUUGCUGAGAUUGAGGAGCUAAAGAAAAAUUUCAUCAAUGAUGGUGAUGCUAUUGACGAGGAUACAGAGGUAGAAGAUGUAGAAACCACAGAACCUGAAGCCAUAAAACCAUUACCAAAUGGACAGGAAGAAGAGUUUAAGCUCGAAGAUAUUGACGAAGAAAAUGGCGAUGCGAAGGAUGAAAAUCAAGAUAAUAAAGAGCAACCAGAAAUAAGUUUGACGAAUUUGAUAAAAUGGGACCCAUCGGAGAUAAGAGGUUUAAAGUUUUUGAAAGCACACCGUGAGGAUUUGUUGAACCCCUCAAAGCUACAACGUUUAAUCUCGAGCGCUUUAUUGAAACUCAACCAAUUACGCCAAGAGAGAUAUUUCAAAAGUGACGUCCAUAACCUUCUCGCCCCUAAUGACGAAGAAAAACAGUUGUACAAGUGCAUACAACUGUUGAUAUCAAUAGCUAUCAAGUUGUACAAUAUUGGACCAAAUAGUUUUGGAUUCAAGGUCAGCAAUAAGAUCCCAACCUUAGUCAGCGAGUACAAUGGAACGUUACCGGGCAUGCCUUCAUCGCGUUCCUUAAUUGGUUCCGGACUGCAAAUCACUGCGGAUCAUCUCACAAGGCCCGGUAGAUUGCCCAACUUGAGAUCAUCAGCUACUCGAGGAAGAAAAAGACUCCACCACUAA
Messenger RNA from Lodderomyces margitis, 1797 nucleotides. RefSeq lists its product as uncharacterized. Bases 1 to 1797 code for a protein of 598 amino acids. The record is from RefSeq and is a predicted model, not a curated record. The transcript has a single exon. NCBI's taxonomy places the organism in Eukaryota, Fungi, Ascomycota, Pichiomycetes, Serinales, Debaryomycetaceae.